AUGCCCACCCUUCGACUUCACUGGUGGGAUGCGCCGGGCCGCGCUGGGGAACCGACGAGACUGGCACUCACACUGAAGGGCAUCCCCUUCGAAGACGUACGCCACAGCUUCGGGAACCGCGAGAACGUCGAGGCCGUCAAAGUGAAGACGCCUUUUCAGCAGCUACCGAUUCUCGAAGUGGAUGGGGAGGCGGUCGUGCAGUCGAACACCAUCCUACGCUAUGUCGGGCGCCUCACAGGGCUCCUGCCUGACGCGCCGCUGGCAGCAGCGAGGCUCGAGGCAAUCAUGGACUUUAUGGCCAUGGACGUGGAGCCACUGGCCCUGUGUAGCCACCUGCAGGGGGAGGAGAAGACCGCCGCACGGGUGGCGGCCGCUGCUGCUGGGAGCGCCUUUCGCAAGCGCCUGGGGCAGUUGGAUGCCGCCAUAGCGCCGCUGGUGGACCAGGAGUUGGACAUGGCGCAGCUCAAGGUCUUCUGUGAGACCAGCACCUUCAUCUCGGGCUUCUAUGAUGGCUUCCCUGCGGACGACACCCUCUUCGAGGGGUGCGAGAACAUCAAGGCCUUGCGAAGAAAGAUCUCCCACAUGGACGCCGUCAAGAGCUACUACGCGGGCAGAGGCGGCUUCUACGCAGCCUUCGGGCCGAGCGGCUCCUGA
Symbiodinium natans is the source of this 654-nucleotide messenger RNA. The record is from the annotation of a GenBank genome assembly. Lineage: Eukaryota; Dinophyceae; Suessiales; Symbiodiniaceae.